This is a messenger RNA of Drosophila serrata, 1143 nucleotides long. RefSeq names its product Protein kinase, cAMP-dependent, catalytic subunit 2 (gene Pka-C2). The record is from RefSeq and is a predicted model, not a curated record. Gene Ontology annotation, molecular function: ATP binding; cAMP-dependent protein kinase activity. Gene Ontology annotation, biological process: protein phosphorylation. Gene Ontology annotation, cellular component: cytosol; cAMP-dependent protein kinase complex; nucleus. NCBI's taxonomy places the organism in Eukaryota, Metazoa, Arthropoda, Insecta, Diptera, Drosophilidae.
UGUUAUGAGCAAACAUAGUACGCACGAAUUCACCUUCAACUCCAAGGAAGACUACAAUACGACCCUGGAACACAUGAAACAAGAAUUUGAAGAUCGCUGGAACCACCAGGAGAAGUCUCCCUACAGCAACCUACAUAACUAUGAGCCGCGGGCUGUUCUUGGCCACGGCAGCUUUGGCACUGUGCUACUGGUCAAGGAGAAAGUCGGGACAAGCUACUUUGCUGCCAAGAUGAUGGGCAAGGAAGAUCUUGUGCGGGCUAAACAGGUUACUCAUGUCCAUAACGAGAAGCAUGUGCUAAGUUCCGCACGAUUCCCCUUCCUCAUCCACCUGGUGGACUCGUCAAAGGACUUUGACUAUCUCUACUUGAUAAUGCCGCUUAUCAGCGGCGGCGAGCUUUUUAACUACCAUCGCAGGAUACGGAAGUUCAAUGAGAAACAGGCUUGCUUCUAUGCUGCCCAGGUGGUGCUGGCUUUGGAGUAUUUGCACGAGAUGCACCUCAUGUACCGAGACCUUAAGCCCGAGAACAUUCUGAUAGACACUCGGGGCUACAUCAAGAUUACAGACUUUGGAUUUGCAAAGCGCGUGGAAAGUCGCACCUCGACCCUGUGUGGAACCCCUGAAUACUUGGCUCCAGAGAUUGUGCAACUGCGGCCAUACAACAAGUCGGUGGACUGGUGGGCCUUUGGCAUUCUCCUCUAUGAGUUUGUGUCUGGGCGGUCGCCCUUCGCCUCUUUUAGAAACGAUGUACUCCGGAUGUACAACAGUAUACGUCUCUGUGACUAUAAGAUGCCCGUGUACUUCAGCAAUCACCUGAAGAACCUUGUGGAUAACCUCUUGCAGGUGGAUACCUCGAAGCGUUUAGGAAACUCUAAUGAAGGCUCCAGCGAUGUGAAGAAUCACGCCUGGUUCCAGAGCGUCGAAUGGUAUGCCAUUCUCAAUCAGGAGGUUCCAGCACCCUUUGUGCCAAGUGUCACCGGCGACGAGGAUCUCUCCAACUUCGAGAGCUACAAUGUAAGGCAGCGGCUUAAUUCUCCAAUAGACCGCCAUCCCGACCUAUUUCAGAACUUUUAAAUGUUCAGCAGUGAAAACAGUCGUCCUCAUCCAUGUCUAAAAUAAUAAUGUAUUUUUGUUUUUUAUUUUUA